Psammomys obesus (fat sand rat) is the source of this 6100-nucleotide messenger RNA. RefSeq names its product WD repeat domain 33 (gene Wdr33). The coding region runs from base 202 to 4212 and encodes 1336 amino acids. Lineage: Eukaryota; Metazoa; Chordata; Mammalia; Rodentia; Muridae. Gene Ontology annotation, molecular function: protein binding. The transcript has 22 exons. Gene Ontology annotation, cellular component: mRNA cleavage and polyadenylation specificity factor complex. The record is from RefSeq and is a predicted model, not a curated record.
AGGCCGCGAUGACGCACAGGCGUACGCUCAGUGGCUCCUCGGGGAAGAUGGCGGCUGCAUCUUUGAAGGAGAGGAAUUGAGAGUGGGGAGAAGGGAAGAGGACCAGACCGUAGAGGCGUUCCCUGCGGCGCCGAGGGUCGCCGCGCUCGCGGUUGGGAGCUCCUCCUGGCCCACCACGUGACCUAGAAGGAAUACAUCACCAUGGCUACAGAAAUUGGCUCUCCUCCACGAUUUUUCCAUAUGCCAAGGUUUCAACACCAGGCACCCCGACAACUAUUUUAUAAGCGACCUGAUUUUGCACAGCAACAAGCAAUGCAGCAGCUUACCUUUGAUGGGAAACGAAUGAGAAAAGCUGUAAACCGAAAAACCAUAGACUACAAUCCCUCUGUAAUUAAGUAUUUGGAGAAUAGGAUAUGGCAAAGAGAUCAGAGAGAUAUGCGGGCAAUUCAGCCGGAUGCAGGUUAUUAUAAUGAUCUGGUCCCACCUAUAGGAAUGUUGAAUAAUCCUAUGAAUGCAGUAACAACAAAAUUUGUUAGGACAUCAACAAACAAAGUAAAAUGCCCAGUAUUUGUUGUGAGGUGGACCCCAGAAGGAAGACGGUUGGUUACUGGAGCUUCUAGUGGAGAGUUCACCUUGUGGAAUGGGCUGACGUUCAACUUUGAAACCAUAUUGCAGGCUCAUGAUAGCCCUGUGAGGGCCAUGACUUGGUCACAUAAUGACAUGUGGAUGUUGACAGCAGAUCAUGGAGGAUAUGUGAAAUAUUGGCAAUCCAACAUGAACAACGUCAAGAUGUUCCAGGCACAUAAGGAGGCGAUUAGAGAGGCCAGUUUCUCACCCACGGAUAAUAAAUUUGCUACAUGCUCUGAUGACGGCACUGUUAGAAUCUGGGAUUUUCUUCGUUGCCAUGAGGAAAGAAUUCUUCGAGGUCAUGGUGCUGAUGUGAAGUGUGUAGACUGGCAUCCAACCAAAGGGUUAGUCGUUUCAGGAAGUAAAGAUAGCCAACAGCCAAUCAAGUUCUGGGAUCCCAAGACUGGGCAGAGUCUUGCAACACUUCAUGCCCAUAAAAACACAGUGAUGGAAGUGAAAUUAAACCUCAAUGGCAAUUGGCUCCUCACGGCAUCUCGUGACCAUCUCUGUAAGCUUUUUGAUAUCCGAAACCUGAAAGAAGAGCUUCAAGUGUUCCGAGGUCACAAGAAGGAAGCCACAGCUGUAGCCUGGCAUCCUGUUCAUGAAGGACUUUUUGCCAGUGGAGGAUCUGAUGGGUCUUUGUUAUUCUGGCAUGUUGGGGUUGAGAAGGAAGUAGGUGGGAUGGAGAUGGCCCAUGAAGGAAUGAUCUGGAGUUUGGCUUGGCAUCCUCUUGGACAUAUUCUCUGCUCAGGAUCAAAUGACCAUACUAGCAAAUUCUGGACUCGAAACCGGCCAGGUGAUAAAAUGCGAGAUCGAUAUAAUCUGAACCUUUUACCUGGCAUGUCUGAAGAUGGAGUAGAGUAUGAUGACCUGGAACCUAAUAGUCUGGCAGUGAUCCCAGGGAUGGGAAUACCAGAGCAACUGAAAUUAGCUAUGGAGCAAGAACAGAUGGGGAAAGAUGAAGCUAAUGAAAUUGAAAUGACAAUUCCAGGCUUGGAUUGGGGAAUGGAGGAAGUAAUGCAAAAGGAUCAGAAAAAAGUUCCUCAGAAGAAAGUCCCAUAUGCAAAGCCCAUUCCUGCUCAGUUCCAGCAGGCCUGGAUGCAAAAUAAAGUUCCAAUUCCUGCUCCAAAUGAGGUCCUGAAUGACAGGAAAGAGGAUAUUAAAUUAGAAGAGAAGAAAAAAACACAAGCAGAAAUUGAACAAGAAAUGGCCACAUUACAGUAUACCAAUCCACAGCUUUUAGAGCAACUUAAAAUUGAACGGCUUGCACAGAAGCAGGCUGAUCAGAUCCAGCCUCCUCCCUCAUCUGGCACCCCUCUCCUUGGACCUCAGCCCUUUUCUGGUCAAGGCCCAAUAUCUCAGAUUCCUCAAGGUUUUCAGCAGCCUCAUCCAUCUCAGCAGAUACCAAUGGUAGCUCAAAUGGGGCCUCCAGGUCCACAGGGCCAGUUCAGAGCCCCUGGACCCCAGGGACAAAUGGGACCACAAGGCCCUCCAUUGCAUCAAGGAGGUGGAGGACCACAAGGAUUCAUGGGACCACAAGGACCCCAGGGUCCUCCCCAGGGACUGCCACGGCCUCAGGACAUUCACGGUCCACAAGGAAUGCAGAGGCACCCUGGACCUCAUGGCCCUUUGGGUCCUCAAGGGCCACCUGGACCUCAAGGUAGUUCUGGUCCUCAAGGUCAUAUGGGUCCUCAGGGUCCACCUGGACCACAGGGUCACAUUGGCCCCCAAGGUCCACCUGCUCCUCAGGGCCACAUGGGCCCACAGGGGCCUCCUGGUACUCAAGGAAUGCAGGGGCCACCUGGUCCCAGAGGAAUGCAAGGGCCUCCUCAUCCUCACGGGAUGCAGGGUGGACCAGGGUCUCAAGGAAUCCAAGGUCCGGUGUCUCAGGGACCUCUUAUGGGACUGAAUCCAAGAGGAAUGCAGGGGCCUCCAGGACCUCGGGAGAAUCAGGGUCCUGCUCCUCAAGGGAUAAUGAUUGGCCACCCACCUCAAGAGAUGAGAGGACCUCAUCCUCCAAGUGGAUUGUUGGGCCAUGGCCCUCAGGAAAUGAGAGGUCCCCAGGAGAUGCGGGGCCUGCAGGGGCCUCCACUACAGGGAUCAAUGUUAGGUCCUCCACAGGAACUACGCGGGCCCUCAGGUUCUCAAGGGCAGCAGGGGCCGCCUCAGGGCUCUUUGGGACCUCCACCCCAGGGUGGCAUGCAAGGACCCCCUGGACCUCAGGGACAGCAGAACCCGGCAAGAGGGCCACAUCCAUCUCAAGGGCCAAUACCAUUCCAGCAGCAGAAGGCACCUCUGCUAGGUGAUGGGCCCCGGGCCCCCUUCAAUCAGGAAGGACAGAGUGCAGGUCCCCCGCCCUUGAUACCAGGCCUAGGGCAACAGGGAGCACAAGGCCGCAUCCCUCCUCUGAACGCUGGACAAGGACCUGGCCCCAACAAAGGUGACUCUCGAGGCCCUCCCAACCAUCACCUGGGUCCCAUGUCAGAGAGGCGGCAUGAGCAGAGCGGUGGCCCUGAGCAUGGACCAGAGAGAGGCCCUUUCAGGGGUGGCCAGGACUGCAGGGGACCUCCUGACAGGCGUGGCUCUCACCCUGAUUUUCCCGACGACUUCAGCAGACCAGACGACUUCCAUCCUGACAAGCGCUUUGGCCACCGGUUACGGGAAUUUGAGGGACGAGGAGGACCCUUACCACAGGAAGAGAAAUGGAGGCGAGGGGGCCCCGGACCUCCCUUUCCACCUGAUCACAGGGAAUUUAGUGAGGGGGAUGGCCGGGGUGCAGCCCGAGGCCCUCCAGGGGCAUGGGAAGGCCGAAGACCUGGAGAUGAACGGUUUCCCCGGGAUCCUGAUGACCCACGUUUUCGAGGGCGCAGGGAAGAAAGCUUUAGAAGAGGAAAUCCCCCAAGACACGAAGGGCGUGCUCCCCCAAGAGGGAGGGACAACUUUCCUGGUCCUGAUGACUUUGGUCCAGAAGAGGUUUUUGAUGCUUCCGAUGAAGCAGCCCGAGGACGGGAUCUCAGAGGGCGUGGCCGUGGCACCCCUCGAGGGGGAUCCAGGAAGUGCUUACUACCCACUCCUGAUGAGUUCCCUCGAUUUGAAGGAGGACGGAAGCCAGACUCCUGGGAUGGAAACCGAGAGCCGGGACCAGGUCAUGAACAUUUUCGUGAUGCUCCCCGCCCUGAUCAUCCCCCUCACGAUGGCCAUUCACCAGCUAGCAGAGAGCGCUCCUCUUCUCUCCAAGGCAUGGACAUGGCCUCCCUACCACCCCGGAAGCGCCCCUGGCAUGAUGGGUCAGGCACUUCUGAACACAGAGAGAUGGAGCCCCAAGGAGGCCCCUCGGAGGACCGGGGAAGCAAAGGCCGAGGGGGCCCAGGACCUUCCCAGAGAGUGCCAAAAUCCGGGCGUUCCAGCUCUUUGGAUGGAGACCAUCAUGAUGGAUACCACAGAGAUGAACCUUUUGGUGGCCCUCCAGGCAGCAGCUCGUCUUCUCGAGGAGGCCGGAGCGGCAGUAACUGGGGUAGAGGGAGUAACAUGAACUCUGGCCCUCCCAGGAGAGGCUCUUCAAGGGGUACUGGGAGGGGUCGGUAGGAGGAGAGCUGAGUAGCCCUUGGCCUCUCUGGAUAGUAUUUAAGAAGUUCUUGUGGUGGACUUACUACGCGAAGCAAAAACAAGCCUUUACCACUGAAGCCCUGAACUCUUCUUCCGGGGCAGCUGAGUUCAAGGAGCCCGUGUUUGAGAUGAAGAGACUGCUGCCAACUCCCCAGGGUAGUUGGCCCUGUUUUGUCUUGUCCACCCUCGUUGCCCUAACUCUCCCAUGUUGUUUGUGAAGAUAAAAGCUGGAAUCCUUUUUUUUUUUUUUAAGUGUCAUGAGAAAUGGAGCACCUCCACAAAGUUAAGUUCAUGUCCAAUUGGAAAUUUCUAUAUGUACAGUUUGUCAGAGGAAAAAAAAAAACCUUGUUUUGUAUGAAUACAGAAUGUGAUUUACUCAAGAAUUAACAGAAACAACUGGUUGUGUAGUGCUCGCGGAGGGAGUGCAUGGUUUUUGUGCAUCCAACCUGGUGAGAGUGCACUUACUACUGUCACGACAGAUGACGUUCAGUUGUCAACUCUGUGCUUUUCAAAUAAUUUUUAUCUUUCUGUUACACUGUUUUUGUUAUGCAAUAAGGAAUACUUUAAAAAUUGCUCUGACGUAGUUCAAGAAGGCUCAAAACCUCAGACAUGCUCUACAGGGUGAAAAUUUACAUUGUUGAGAAACAAAUCUUCUGGGUGUUCAACUAGAGGCUCUCCCUUGGAUGCAUCUCCUGGCAGUUUAGGUUUGAAUGGUCUUGUCUUCAUUGGGAGAGAAACCAGGUGUAAAUGACUUAACCACAUGUAUCUUAUCAUGCAAUUCAAAGGAAGUGGAACAAAGUUAUAUACGUUUUGGAAAACAAUCUCCUCUUCCACAUUCACUUUGUAGAGAUUUCAAGAUUGAAGGUAGAAGAUAGCAUUAGCCAGAAAGUUCUUUGAUGUGACAAAUUUCUUCCUUUAAAAAAAAAUAAAAUAAAAUGCUGGGUGUGGAGGCAAAGGCAAGCACGUCUCUAAGCUCAGCCUAGUCUACAGAGGGAGUUCCAAGACAGCCUUGUUUACACAGAGAAACCCUGUCUCAACCCCUCUCCCCCAAGGAAAGGCAAAGAUAGGGCCUAGAGAGAUGGCUCAGCAGUUAAGAGCACAUAUAGAGGCUGGAACUCAACUCCUAGCUCUUACACACGCACAUCCUCUUUUUUAAAAAUACCCAUCUAUAAACUAGCAUUUGGGAGGUGGAUCCAGGAGGAUCAGAAGUUCAUUGCCAUCCUUGACUACAAAGUAAUUUUCAGGGCAACUUGGGAUACCUGAGACCUUGUCUCACUACCUCCCUCUCAAAACCCCCGAAAGGCUCAGGUUGAAAAGUCAAUUUUUCAGUUUGAGAUACCCCUUCCGAUGCUGCCUUCUUCCUUUUUUUUCUUUCUUUCUUGAAUGGAUGUUUUGCCUGUGUUCAUGCCUGUGUACCAAUUGUGUGACUGGUGUCUGUGGAGACCAGUAAAGACUGUUAGAUCCCUUGGCACUGGAGUUACAGACAGCUGUAAACCACUACAUGGAUGCUAGGAACUGAAUCUGUGUCUUCCAGAUGAGCAGCUAGUGCUCUUAACCACUGAGUGGUCUCUCUACCCUGACCACUGGUCUUUCUAAGAAAGGUCACUCCUGGAGCUGCUAACCUCUCCUUGCAUUACCAGCGUUUUGGCCCAUGAAGACAGGUUUACUGGCAAUUUGAGUGGUUCUGGACAUCUCUGGUUGCUUAGAAAAGACAUACUGACACAGUUGGUCAGUGCACAGAACUCUUCCCUAGCUCUCUGUGGGUAUGGAGUGAAGAAAUGUUGAUUGUUUGGGUGCUAGAAUCUGAAGAUUUCAAGUUAACAAUUUCCUUCUUAAUUCAAAAAUAAAAAUGUCAGCACCCACACUA